Messenger RNA from Ailuropoda melanoleuca (giant panda), 1770 nucleotides. It is a transcript of the gene NDUFS7, whose product is annotated as NADH:ubiquinone oxidoreductase core subunit S7. The coding region runs from base 908 to 1492 and encodes 194 amino acids. Gene Ontology annotation, cellular component: respiratory chain complex I. The transcript is spliced from 8 exons. Gene Ontology annotation, biological process: electron transport coupled proton transport; mitochondrial respiratory chain complex I assembly; aerobic respiration. The record is from RefSeq and is a predicted model, not a curated record. NCBI's taxonomy places the organism in Eukaryota, Metazoa, Chordata, Mammalia, Carnivora, Ursidae. Gene Ontology annotation, molecular function: NADH dehydrogenase (ubiquinone) activity; 4 iron, 4 sulfur cluster binding; quinone binding.
GCCUGCCGCUCACCUGCCCUCACCCGUGUGAGCCUCGGUUUCCCCCAAGUGUAAAACCCAGCAGGAUUGCAACAAUUAGUGGCAGAGGAGCGAGCGGCAAGUAUUCUUGCGAACUCUACUCGGCCGGUUUUGCUGUUCAGCAACGCUGUUUUACAGUUAGCGCUCGUUCUAACCCUACCGCUUAAAAAGUAUUGGGAAUUGGGGUGGAGUCCCCGUUUGGGCUGGAGUCAGUCUUGCGGGUGGAGACAGGGUUUGGGGGCUCUGUUCUGUCCCCCAUGUCGGCCUGGCCAGCGGCCCUGCCCCUCAUCUGCACAGUGGGUGACGUUCUGCGGAAGGAAAGGCUGGAAGCAGGGGCGCCAAAACAGCUGCCGAAACCCGGGAUCGAACCAGGGACCUUUAGAUCUUCAGUCUAACGCUCUCCCAACUGAGCUAUUUCGGCGGGGCGGGAAGAACCGCUGUCGCCUGGAGUCCGGCUCGCGCCGCGCCGCCCGCGCGCCGUCGCCGCCCGCACCCGGCUGCCCUGCUGCGCGUGCCUCAUAGAAGCACAGGGGGCGGCGGGCGGCAGCGCCGUCUCUGUGGCGCAAUCGGUUAGCGCGUUCGGCUGUUAACCGAAAGGUUGGUGGUUCGAGCCCACCCAGGGACGCUGUUUUGAGCUUUUGUUGCUGAGGUAAGGAGAGGACAAGCGAUCCCCUGCUUUUGCCAGGACGCUCCCCGCGCACCCGCGGGCCGGCCUGUCUCGGGUGGGGUGUCCGGGGGCGCGCGGCAGGAGGAAGUCCACGGAGGGGGAACGUCCCGGGGCCGGGUUCCGGUUUCCGCGCAGCAGCCGAGCCGCUUUGGGAGCCGGCCCUGGAGACCCGGAGCGCUGAAGCGGACGGACCGCAGAGGUUGUUUGAAGGCCGAGGCGGACAUGGCGGCGCUGGCGGCUCCGGGCCUGCUCCGCCCGAUCCUUGCUCUGCGCUCUGGCGUGGGCGUGGCUACGCAGGUGCGUGGUGUCCACUCAAGCGUGGCUGCUGACAGCCCCAGCAGCACCCAGCCCGCUGCAUCCACUGCUGGAGCCGUGGUCCCCAAAUCAACCGCACUUCCCAGCAGCCGGGGCGAGUAUGUGGUGGCCAAGCUGGACGACCUCAUUAACUGGGCCCGCCGGAGCUCCCUGUGGCCCAUGACCUUUGGCCUUGCGUGCUGCGCUGUGGAGAUGAUGCACAUGGCCGCACCCCGCUAUGACAUGGACCGCUUUGGCGUGGUCUUCCGUGCCAGCCCGCGCCAGUCCGAUGUGAUGAUUGUGGCCGGCACGCUCACCAACAAGAUGGCCCCGGCGCUCCGCAAGGUGUACGACCAGAUGCCAGAGCCACGCUACGUCGUGUCCAUGGGGAGGCGGUGCGCAUGGGGGGCGGGGCAGGGGGUGCCAGCGUGGCCCUCACUGUGCCCCCCCGCCCAGCUGUGCCAACGGAGGAGGUUACUACCACUACUCGUACUCCGUCGUGAGGGGUUGUGACCGCAUCGUGCCCGUGGACAUCUACGUCCCAGGCUGCCCCCCCACAGCCGAGGCCCUGCUGUACGGCAUCCUGCAGCUGCAGAGAAAGAUCAAGAGGGAGAGGAAACUGAGGAUCUGGUACCGCAGGUAGCGCCGGCCGUCUGGGCCCUGCCGCGGCCCUGCAGCGGGGAGAGGAAACAGGAUCUGGUACCGCAGGUGGCGCCGGCCGUCUGGUUCCUGCCACGUCCCUGCAGCGCCCCUCAGGACGGCCAAUAAACCCAUACCCCAGCUUGCCUCCA